AUGCACCUCUCACCUUCCACUAUCAUUGCGGUUACCGCCAUCAUGAGCGCUGCCGAGGCUCGCCCUCACGCCCGCCACGCGGGUACUGCUGCUGCUGAAGACAGCGGCAGCGACAACCCUUUCGCAGGCUUCCUCUCGUCUCUGCUGGGUGCCCUUCCCACGGGUGGCUCGGGCUCUGACUCUGGCUUCCCUGGCCUUGGUUCGGGUUCAGGAUCCGGAAUCUUCCCUACUGAUGGCGCCGCCUUGCCUACUGGUGGUGCUGGAGCCGGUGAAUCGGGUGGAUUUGGCAGCUUCCCUACCGCUACCGCCGACUUCCCGUCUGGUAUCUUCCCUACGGACCCUGCCGCGGUCCCUACUGGAGGCUUUGAACUGCCUACUGGUGGCGAUGAAGAGCCUGGCUCCGGUGUACCUACUGCUACUGGAGGUUUUGGCAGUCUCCCAACGGGAGGUGCCGAUCUCCCUGGCUUUGGAGGCGACUCCUCCGCCACAGAUGCAUUCGGCAGUCUCCCCACAGGAGGUGCAGACCUUCCUGGAUUUGGAUCCGAUUCCGCCUCUGCCACAGAAGGUUUCGGCAGCUUGCCGACAGGCGGCGCUGACCUCCCCGGCUUUGGCUCUGCUUCCGAGGCUCCCACGCCUACUUCUGGCGCUGCCGGAGUCUUCCCUUCGGAUGGCGCCGUCCCGACUGGCGGCAUAACCACUCCGGCGACGACUGCACCUGCCGCUCUCCCUACCUCCGCUGAGGAGAUCAACUGGAGCACAUUCUCUUUCGAGUUCGCUUCUUCUAGCGCAGAGAGCCCCUUCGGCGGCUUCGGCAAGAAGAACUAA
Didymosphaeria variabile is the source of this 825-nucleotide messenger RNA. RefSeq lists its product as uncharacterized. The coding region runs from base 1 to 825 and encodes 274 amino acids. The record is from RefSeq and is a predicted model, not a curated record. Lineage: Eukaryota; Fungi; Ascomycota; Dothideomycetes; Pleosporales; Didymosphaeriaceae. The transcript has a single exon.